Manihot esculenta (cassava) is the source of this 2039-nucleotide messenger RNA. Its product is annotated as mitogen-activated protein kinase kinase kinase 20. Gene Ontology annotation, biological process: protein phosphorylation. Lineage: Eukaryota; Viridiplantae; Streptophyta; Magnoliopsida; Malpighiales; Euphorbiaceae. The record is from RefSeq and is a predicted model, not a curated record. Gene Ontology annotation, molecular function: ATP binding; protein kinase activity. The coding region runs from base 233 to 1324 and encodes 363 amino acids. The transcript has a single exon.
AUAAAUAAAUAAAUAACAGAGCACAUCACCUGGAUUGUACUAAGUCACCCAUUCCUAAUUUCAGACUUCACUCAACGACCAAUAGCCAGUAAUCCAAGUCCCAGUAGGAGAUACGAACUUGCGUUUGAAGUAAUACAAACGAGCAAAGCAAAACCCUUUUUAAUUUGGAUGCAUUCUCAUUUCAUGUUCGUUUUCUUUGAUCAGAAGAGCAAAAAAGGAAAAAGUAGAAGCGAUGAAAAGAAAAAAUAUGGCUGACCGAGUUGAAGAAGGAGACGAGAGCUUGUAUAAUCAUGGAGUGUCCUGGUGGAGAGGGCGUUUGAUUGGCAAAGGAGGAUUUGGGUCUGUUUAUUUGGCUAAUUUGAAGAAACCCAAAUCAAGAAACAGAAUGUAUCCCCCAGUAAUGGCGGUAAAAUCUGCGGAGGUCUCUGUGUCAAGUUCGCUUCAAAAGGAGAAAGAGGUCUUCAACCAUCUUUAUGGUUGUCCAUAUAUUCUCGAGUGUUAUGGAGAAGAAAUUACAACCAAUAAGGAUGGGGAGAUGAUUUACAAUCUCUUGCUAGAGUAUGCUUCUGGAGGAACCCUGGCUGAUCUUAUAAAGAAAUCCGGUGGUCAUGGUUUGCCGGAGUCGGAUGUGAAGAAAUAUACAAGGUCUGUUCUUCAAGGCAUUGCUUAUAUUCAUAGCCAUGGUUACGUGCAUUGCGAUUUGAAGCCUGGUAAUGUGCUGCUUGUGUCCGCUAAGAGUGCUGAAUUUGUUCCAAAGAUAGGGGACUUUGGGUUGGCCAAGAAAAUUGAGAAGAGCAAGAGGAGGAAGUUGUUUUCUUACUUGGGAGGGACUACUUCGUACAUGGCACCAGAAACUGUGGUUGAUCAUAUUCAAGAGCCUCCCUCAGAUAUUUGGGCUCUUGGGUGCAUAGUUUUUGAGAUGUUCACUGGAAAGUCAGUUUGGGAUGUGAAACCUAAUAUGACCACUGAGCAACUUCUCAAAAAGAUUGGUGAUAGGUAUGAAUCCCCUAAAAUUCCUUCUGAGAUUUCGAAGGAUGCAAUCGAUUUCUUGAAAGGAUGUCUGGUGAAGAAACCUGCAUUUAGAUUCACUGCCGAGAUGCUACUGGAUCAUCCCUUUGUGUCAGGAUUAGAUAACAAAUUGGAAAAAGAGUGGAUGGACUCUGUUGUCACAUUCUCUGAUGUUGAAGAUGAAUCUUGUGAUUCGAGCUAUUAUGAAGACUGGCGCUGUAUAUCUGAAGAGGGUUCUUCCUCUUCUUCGGUAGAUGAGAAUGGUGUUUUGCAGUCCGCAGUAUCCUUCAAUUCACAGAAUCAGCAGUCCAAGUAGUGCUCCUGUCUCUGCAUGAUUGGCAAUGCUGAGUUUGCAUCACCACCACGGUUGCUUCGAAUUUGAUGGAACACUUGCAAGUUGUCUUCAUCAUUCCAACUGGUGCACAUUGAUAUACUUUUGUAAUUCAAGCCUGCAACAACUCUCUCAAAAUCAAUGUGAGAGAUUCAAAUUUGAGCAAUCCGAAACCAUUCCACAUAGUGAGAGGGACAUCAAGUACAAUUCCACAAAAGAGAACUGCAAAGAUUUAUUUCAUAUGUUUGGAGGAAUUGAUCAAUACAGCAAAGAAAAUUAAGAGUUUUCUGACAGAAUUGGUUUCAUCUUCGUUCAUGAAAAUUUGGAAGUCCAGUAAAUGAUUAUCAACAAGGUUGAGGAAUCAACAUGUUAUGCAGCAAGUUUUUUCAAUGGUGAAGAUGCUAAUUCAGUUAUCUUGAUUUAGCUGCUAAGCUGUGGAAGUCUGCUCAAGUUGUUUGAAGAAAUGCUCUAGUGCCUUUUGGCUAUGGAGGCUGCUUAGAUAGGGACUUGUUGCUUAUGUUAUAAUUUUCCGGGUAUGUAAACGAUUCUUUACUAAGGACUAAUAAGUUGAUUUCUUUUUUCUGAUCUGAUAUGCAUAGGACUUAUUUUACUUGAUCAAUAAUAAUAAGUCCAUGUAAGUUCACUGUUGUAAUUAUAGUCAUUCAACUUGACAAAUAGAGUUUAUUAAGAGUUUAAAUUC